Molecule: messenger RNA, 1282 nt
Organism: Pygoscelis adeliae (Adelie penguin)
Lineage: Eukaryota; Metazoa; Chordata; Aves; Sphenisciformes; Spheniscidae
Gene: EMP2
Product: epithelial membrane protein 2
Exons: 4
Coding region: 35-538 (167 amino acids)
Cellular component (GO): plasma membrane
Source: RefSeq, a predicted model, not a curated record
AUUUAUCUCAGACUAAAGCCUCCACAGAUCAAGGAUGUUGAUUCUUCUGGCUUUCAUUAUUGUGUUUCACAUAACCUCAGCAGCACUGCUGUUCAUCUCAACUAUUGACAAUGCCUGGUGGGUAGGAGAUAAUUUUUCUACAGAUGUCUGGAGAACGUGUGCCACAAAUACUAGCACCUGUACGGCUAUUACCGAUCAAUUCAGAGAAUAUCAAUCAGUUCAGGCUGUUCAGGCCACCAUGAUCCUAUCUACUAUUUUCUGUUGUGUGGCAUUUCUGGUUUUCAUUCUUCAACUCUUCCGUCUAAAGCAAGGAGAAAGAUUUGUGUUAACCUCUAUUAUCCAGCUCCUGUCAUGUCUGUGUGUUAUGAUUGCAGCUUCCAUUUAUACAGAUAGGCACGAAGAACUACACAAGAGCCAUGAAUAUAGCAUUGAAGUUUCUAAAGGCCGAUACGGCUAUUCCUUCGUCUUAGCCUGGAUUGCAUUUGCCUUUACUCUGAUCAGUGGUGUUAUGUACCUAGUACUAAGGAAGCGUAAAUAAAUGUCAGCAGCUAGUUAUUUCUGUCACUACAGUACAAAACCAAAUUCCAGUAACCAUUUUGUAUAUAAUCAUUUACAUGGUUUUGUAGUAAAGGUAUUGUUUCUCUAAGAAUGUACUGUGUUCUUGAUAUGAAACAGAAUAAAAAAUAAUGGCAGGUUUAAUGGAAUGCCAGGCACCUACAGGUCAGGGAUCUGAGCAGGACAGAGCCAAGUUGUUUCUUUUACGUAUUUCAUCAUCAUAAAUGGUUUCCCUUUACUAGACGUUAACAGUUUGUUCCUGGCCUCUAGUCGAUUACAAAUAAAGCCCGUGAAAAUUAAUUUGUAAGCAAUAUGCUAACUAUAUUCCUGGAUCAGAUGUAUCCCUUUGGGAAGGGAUGAAUAUAGGGGGAGUAAAAAAUAAGGCCCAGACCACAGUGGAUAAAGGGAACCAUUACAAAAGCCCAAAGCUGCACUCAGUGCGUCUGUUCUGGCAGAGGACUAGUGUUCUGCUAUUUAUAAUGUGCAGUAAGUGUCAUCAAGCUUUUAUUAAAACCACUUGCUUUGCAGAAGUAAACAACUCCUUUUUGUACUCCAGCAAAUGAUUCUCUUGAUUCUCUUUCACAUUUAAUUUAAGCAUACAGAGCCUUUGGCGGGAGAAUUCAUCAGCAAAUUCACUGCACAACUUGGGACCGGAAUAGUCUGAGCAGUAAGAAAUACCCCACUCAAGUCCUAUAUCCCUUUAUUUUUGCAUUGUGCAUAGUCUUUC